CGUUUUUUUGACAACCCCCCGAGUCCUUUGGACUGCUGCCAAGAUUCAACGAAACGUUCCGCGAAAAAAAAGAACGAAGCGGAUAUUCGCUGUCAAACCGGACUGCUCCUCACAAAAGUCUCCGUGCCGCGAGUAUCUCUAAUAGGUUGCACAAACAACCGGUGCAUCGCACAAAUACCUACACUAUCCAAACAUUCACUCUCGCUCUAUCUCCUUUUUACUCUCUUUGUGUAGCAUGGAUCCCCAAGGCACCAAGCUUCAGUCCGUUUCCAGCCAGACCGUCAGCACCAUGACGAUCGAAACCGCCGUUCCCUUAGUAAGCACGGUCCCACAGAUCCUUCCGAGUUCAACUCGCAAGACCGACGCCGGAAGCCAGCUCUUCGACAACAGCGACAACCAGAUUCGUCAGAUUAAAAGAAUGGGCACUGCCUUGGGUAUCGUUGUUGGUAUUUUCAUUCAGUUUGCUUCACUCGGGGCCAACUUCGUUCUGAUGAGUCAAACCAAGCGGAACGAGAUCGAUUCCGUAGCCAUCACUCACUCACUCUGGCAGCCCCAAGUCUUGGCCGAACACGGCAAGCAAAUCGUCGUCGCCAUGAGUUUGUCUUGGAGCUUUAUCACCAGUUCUCUCGGUGUCGCCGUCUUGUGCAUUCUGAGUGCGCUCCUCGUGGUCCCCGCCGCCUCUUUCGCCAAGACCAGCUCGUCCUCGGCGGCUCUACGUUGCCGAAUGCGUACCGCCCUGGAACGAUCCUACGCUACAGGAGCCUUGAUUGGUGUUUGUCUAUCCUGGGCCUCCACGGAUAUGGCCAUGGGCAUUCCUUCCCACGCCAUACAGUCACUCCUUACACUCGUGGCCGCCUUGGCGAUGGCCAAGCUGAUUGCCUGCUGUUUGCCGGUGGACGACGACGACAGCAAUGAUGAUGAUAUGGAACAGGGAAACGAAAAAAGGCAGUCGUUGGAUUUGGAAGAACCGCUCUUGGAAAAGGAAACCGGGACGGAGGACACUACCGUGUCGUACGCUACAAACGUAAACCUGACGACACUCCAGGGAAUUUUGAUUGGAUGUUUCGUACAAUUCAGCUCGCUAGGAGCCAACUUUUUGUUGGAGCAUUUGAGUACACCUAUCGAAGCCGCGAGCGUACAAGAACAACAUCGUUAUAUUAUGAUCUUUUCCUUGGCCUGGUCCAUUGGUACCAGUCUCUUGGGCGUCGCCGUCUGGGUAUUGACGCGUUGGAUUCUGUUGACCGCGGCCGGUGAAACCGUGGACCAGGAAUUGGCUGACGAGAGUCAUGAGGAGCAAAAUAGCGCCAAGAGUAAAAUUGUUGAAACUAUGGUGGACAUGGAAAGCUUUUACUCCACUGGUGCCAUUGCCGGUGUGAACAUGGCCUGGAUCGUUUCGGAUUGGCUGUUGGGACCACAGUUGGCGUGUUCGACUAUCUGGAACUGGGGGCUCAUUAUGGCGUCUCUGCUCUUGUGGAAGCUGUGCUUGCGAAACAAUGCUGCGUACAACGAAUAAAGGUUUUUGCGGCGCUACGCCCAAAUGCCAUGUAGUUUUCUCGUGUCUCCCUUCGAAGGAAAGCAGUUCCAGAAUCAACGUCCCUGCAUUCACUAUGAUCGGCUUUUAUGAAUAUAGUUAUAUACCAUUUCUGUCAA
Molecule: messenger RNA, 1650 nt
Organism: Phaeodactylum tricornutum CCAP 1055/1
Lineage: Eukaryota; Bacillariophyta; Bacillariophyceae; Surirellales; Neidiaceae
Exons: 1
Coding region: 236-1513 (425 amino acids)
Source: RefSeq, a predicted model, not a curated record